UUGAUGUGAUUGAUUAUUUCAAAGUUCUAGAAUUGUGUUUACAAAUUUUAAUUCAAUUCAAAUGUAAAUUUAAUCUACAAAAAUCAUACAUAUCAUCAGUUAAAAUACUCUUCAUUAAUAACUUUGGAAUUUGUUUAAAGUUUCAAAGAAAUCACAAAGUGUGCAAAAAAAAAAAUUAUAAAAUGUGGCCGAUCGGGUCAUCGAAUCAACAAACGCCGAAUGUUCAAGUGUUCUAUAGAAAAUUUCCAACAAAAAUCAUUGCUCAUUGUUUGCUUAUAGCGUUAUCAUGGCUUACAAAAUCCGCUAAUGCAAAUGUCGUGUCAUUGACAUCGAAUGAUUUCGAUGCAUACACGUCUCAUUAUGAAUUAGUAUUUUUGAAUUUCUAUGCGGAUUGGUGUAGAUUCAGUCAAUUAUUGGCUCCGAUAUUCGAAGAAGUAUCCAAAAAAAUUACUAUUGAAUUCCCUGAUGAAGGAAAGGUUUUAUUCGCCAAAAUUGAUUGUGAACACGAAAGUGCUUUGGGCCAAAGGUUUCACAUAACGAAAUAUCCUACACUCAAAGUAAUGUUGAAUGGAAAGCUAUUGAAAAGAGAAUAUCGAGGGCAACGUAGUUCCGAAGCAAUGGCCCAAUAUCUUCGUGAUCUUCUUAAAGAUCCAAUUAUACCAAUCAAUUCUUAUGACGAGUUAAAUAAGAUCGAUGAGAAAAAAGGAGCUAUAAUGACUUAUUUCCGUUCUGAAGCUGGUUUCCAAAAAAUUGAAUAUGACCUGCUUCGCAAAGUUGCACGCGAUCUUCGAGAUGAUUGUAAAUUUUAUUGGGUGACUGGUCCGCCUGUUGACAAAUAUAGCACAGCUGAAAAAAUCUUGUCAAUCAAAUUCAAACCCUCGCGUUCAUCUCCAUCGCCAGAUGAUCUUGAAUUUCCUACCGAUUUGAAAAGCUAUGAUGAGCUGAGCACAUGGGCGACAGACAAAUGCAUUCCAUUGGUUCGUGAAAUAACGUUCGAAAAUGCCGAAGAAUUGACCGAAGAAGGUUUGCCAUUUUUGAUUCUUUUCCACCAUCCGGAUGAUAAACAUUCGGUUGAAUUGUACACUAAAACUGUCAAUCAAGAAUUAUUGAGCGAAUCCGGAAGCAUUAAUUUUUUAUUAGCCGAUGGAGUGAAAUUCGCUCAUCCAUUGAUGCAUCUGGGCAAAACUCCCAAAGAUUUACCAUUAGUUGCCAUUGAUAGCUUUCGUCAUAUGUACAUGUUUCCAAAUUUCGACGAUAUCAGAACUCCAGGAAAAUUGAAACAAUUUAUUCAGGAACUUUAUUCUGGAAAAUUACAUCGAGAAUUCCAUUUUGGUCCCGAUCCUACAUCACAUGAUCAUCAUGGGGAUGGACAUAAUCAGUUACAGACACAGCCACCAGAAUCGACAUUUGCAAAGCUAGCACCAUCAAAAAUUCGCUAUACAUUAUUAAAAGAUGAAUUGUGAUAUCUUUUUAUCUGGAUUGAUUUUCAUGCGAAAAAAAACGAUAACAAUAACAUGCUAUAAAUAUAAAUAUUUGGUAAAUUAGAAUUAUUUUUAAUCAUUAUUUGAUUGAUAACUUCCCUCCCACAACUUUGUAUGAUUUGUUUUCAUCUAUUGGUCGUGUUGUUUGGUAUGAAAUGCACAAAAUUAAUUUAUUGUUUUGUUAAUUCUUUCCCAUUUAAAAUUCAGAAUGACAUUGGUGAAAUAAAUUAAUUUUGUGUAAUUAAUUAAUCAAUUAAUUCAUAAAGAAUAAAGUUUAUCUCAUUUUAUAAUUACUAUAAUUCAAUUCAAUUAAUUCCAAAAAGCUAAAUUGAAGAAAUUACAUUGAAAGGAUUGCCCUUAAUCACGAAAAUAAAACUCAUAAGGACAAUAUCAGAUGUAGGUAGUAAAAUUUAUAAUUCCAUUUUGAAUUAUACACAAUUUAUAUAUUUCAUAACACAAUGGGAAGGGAAUAAAAUAGGCAAUUCAGUAAUGCAUCAAAGUUUUUUUUUGAUGUUAGAAUCGUAGAAAAAACUCCGUUUCACUUUUAAACACUGGGCCACAAUGAA
Molecule: messenger RNA, 2047 nt
Organism: Dermatophagoides farinae (American house dust mite)
Lineage: Eukaryota; Metazoa; Arthropoda; Arachnida; Sarcoptiformes; Pyroglyphidae
Gene: ERp44
Product: Endoplasmic reticulum protein 44
Biological process (GO): protein folding
Cellular component (GO): endoplasmic reticulum membrane; endoplasmic reticulum-Golgi intermediate compartment
Molecular function (GO): protein disulfide isomerase activity
Source: RefSeq, a predicted model, not a curated record